AAAGAAAGAGGUCAAAAGGAAGAGUGCAAUUGUGCAUGAAUUGGUUGUAGGUGAAAAAAUGACUUAUUUGAGGCCAAGAAGGGUAGCAAAGGCUGCAGAAGUAUUAAAAUCUCCUUACCUGGAAAGAGCUAUAGACCCUAAUGACACAUCAAACCCAAAUGAGAAAGUGAUAUGGAAAUGGGUGAUGCAAGAUGCUCCUUAUAAGAGGGAUGAAUUUGUUUUCAAGUACAAGCAAGUUUCAGUCAAGCGAGGAGACAUGUUUAGCCUCAGGGAGAAAAACCACUUGUCCAUGAACGUGUUAGAUGCCUGGACAUUGUGCUUGAAUACCAAGGAGAAAGUACGCAGUAGCACGACACCGUGCAGAUUGUUUGUGAAAUCUAUGCCUUGUCUUUACAUGAUGGAGAACCAAAUCCCUGAAGACCAAGCAUAUGAAGUGUUUAAGGAAGGAAUACUCCUCGCAUUGGAAACGGUGAAACCGGAUAUUAAAAUGGAAGAUGUAGAUUUGUUUUAUUUUCCAAUUGUGCAGCCGCAGCAUUGUUAUGUUGUGUGUCUAAACAUGAAGACGCGGACUGUAGAAGUUUUGGACAACGUAGUUGAUAAAAUACGCUUUGAUGAAAAAUAUGAGAGACAUGUUUGUGGAUUACUUAUGUGAAGUGGAUCUUGAUAAUGACUCCAAUACAUUUUACACACCGAACCUGAAGAGAUUGACAAUGAACUGGAGAGAGGCAAAAAAUGUGCAUGAUUACGGCGUGUGGAACAUGAGGCAUAUGGAGACCUACAUGGGCUAAGGCGUCAAGGGAUGGGAUUGUGGAGUGAAGAAAGGGGAUGCAAAGAAAUUGAGUGCAUUGCGAGUGAAGUAUUGUGCAACACUCAUCACAUCGGCCGUCAAUGAGAUGAGGGAAAAAAACUUGGAUGAAGUCAAGAGAUUUAGCAAGGGGAAACAUAUUAAGAAGUAGAUGUGAAGUUGGGAUUAAACACUAUUUUGGUUUGAUUGCUUGCACUUUUGUUUUGCGUGAGGCGUUUGUGUUGUUUUGAAAAGGCGUGAUGCCUUAGACAUAUGUUUUUUGUUGGUUAU
This is a messenger RNA of Cuscuta europaea, 1075 nucleotides long. NCBI's taxonomy places the organism in Eukaryota, Viridiplantae, Streptophyta, Magnoliopsida, Solanales, Convolvulaceae. The record is from the annotation of a GenBank genome assembly.